Aspergillus homomorphus CBS 101889 is the source of this 816-nucleotide messenger RNA. RefSeq lists its product as uncharacterized. NCBI's taxonomy places the organism in Eukaryota, Fungi, Ascomycota, Eurotiomycetes, Eurotiales, Aspergillaceae. Bases 1 to 816 code for a protein of 271 amino acids. The transcript is spliced from 3 exons. The record is from RefSeq and is a predicted model, not a curated record.
AUGAGGGUCAGCUCGCCCUUCAAAUCAUCACCCGUCAAGGUGAAAAAGUCGUGCGCCGAGGACUGCUUUGCGCAUUUACCAGAGACGCCGCAGAACCCGCCCCAAGCCCGCAAACGCUUCAGCCCCAUAAAAACAAAAACCUCGAAGAAGAAACCUCCCCAGCAACAACAACCUUCAUUGGAUGGACCAAGCCCAACGAAAGCAACCACAACAAAAUCACACCCCCGAUCCCGAAAGAGCAGCAGCUCCCACAAUAAACCCCUUCUGGGCCAACAAUCCCGGACGGCCUCGAGCUCGACUACCCACUGCCACCGGAUCAAUCUUCCAGAGAGCCUCUCAUUCACGCAGCAGCGCCGCACGCUGUGCACAGCAGAAGACGCUUUCGAGGCGGAGGACAACGAGGAGCCGUCGCCGUGCGUGGAGAUCGUCUCGCGGAAGGCGAAGGCCAAGAAGCUCGGGCUGGCGUCGCGGGUGAGGCGGAAAUUGCAGUUUACGACGGCGGCGUCGGCGAUGAGGACGUGGGGGUCGUCGCCGAAGAAGUAUAAGAGGGAGUCGACAGUGCGGAAGGGGUUUCAGCGGUUGGGGACUGCGGAGGGGUCGCCGGAGGAUGUGUUUCGGGAUUAUGAUUAUGAUUUGGAUUGUCGUGGGAGGGAAGGGGUGGUUUUGUUCCCCUGUCCAGAGGUCAGUAUAACUGUUAUAGCAGCGAUGAAAAUCCCAGCAGCGCUUGACCACACUGUCCGCUCGACUCCAAUUCUUCUUGAUCCGUUGAUUCAUGUCUACUUUACAGUGACGCAUGUUCGAGUUCAUUGGAAGUAA